UGAGCGCUCGUUUGGCGCGCUCGGGAUGGGGCGGCGCGAGAGGGGAAGAGCCUGGUGAGGAAGAAGAAGAGCUCGUGGCGCCGCUUUCCCGCAACGGUCCCUCUCUCGGCGCGCGCUGCUCCUCCUCCUCCUCGCGGCAUGUGGCUCGGCGGUGCCGGUGAGCGGCUGCGCGCGGUGCCCGUGCUUGUGGGGACCCGCCGUUCCGUGAAGGUGGCUGGCCAGGGAACGCCGCGGAGCCUCUUCCCCGGGGUGGGGGUGGGGGUUUCGGGCUCCCCCUCCUCCCUCGGGCCCCGCUUCUCCAAGCCCAGAGUUUGGGAGUCAAUCCAAGUCUCCUCGACGUGCCUCGCCUCAGGCCUGCAAAACCCCGGCGAGGGAGGGGGGGGGCACGGGAGCAGGCAGGAUUUACGUGGGGGGAGGGGCAGAACCUCAUUGAGUUAUUUUUUUAAGAAAUGAUUUAGGGCCUGCCCUCCCCCCUUGGCUACGUCCAUAGAAGGGGGGGCAGUUUUGGGGCGGCACCCCUGAGCCACGGCUGGCUACCAUGGGUAAACUAGGCAGCGUCCCCACAUUUUAGGAAGCCUCUUCCCUCCCCCCACAAGCAAAAACAACCAUUUGUGCAGCAGCUUUGCGCCUCCUUUGUGCAACCAGCCAGCCUGCGUCUUCUUUGUAUUUAAGAUUGCAUUACAUUCAUUUCAUUAUUAAUAUUAAUUGCAUUAUUAAUCCUAUAAGGAAAAAGCUGUUAAACGUUGAGCAACACAGAUAACUAGUGAUACUGAGUCACAAGGUUGCUGGAGGAACUAAGACUCUUUUAUUGGGGAAGUCAUUUAACAAAAUAGGAAGAGUGGAAAGGUACACAGAUAUUGGCACAGAAGCACGUGCAUUGGGGUAAGAGAUUCAACACGGCUCCACCGAGUUGCCAAGGGGCUGCUUAAAGCAACCAGAAGUAGCUUUCCUUCCAUUCUGAGUUCAUUUGGCUAUGCAGGGCUGCCCUAACCACUAGGCGGGGUUGCUAGGUUCACGCCCAGAGAAAGCACCAAUGCGUGUCCUGCAUUACAGAGAGCAGUGAUGGGGGCUGUACUGUUGGAGAAGCUGGCCACUGACACUGCUGCUGCAGCAUGCUUAGUGCUGGUAUGGUAGGGCCAAAAGGGCCAUUUUGUUUCUGGUGGCGGCAGCUGGGUGGCUACGCCUGCAAAGAAGGGAGAUGGCUUUGGGGGAAGGCUUUGCUGUGCAGAAGGUCCCACAUUCAGCUUCCAAGGUAGGGCUGGGAGAGGUCCUCUGCCUUGAAACCCGGGAUAGCUGCUGCUACCGGUCAGUGUGGACUGUACUGAGUUAGGUGGCUUAAUGCCAUGACUCUGGAUGAGGACUCUUCCUUGGUUGCCUUCUUCCAAACACUUCUGAGGCUUCAGUUCCUGCACCUGAUGGCUUGGCUUUGCCAGGCAAAGUUGGGGGAGGUGGGGAAGAUAAUAAACCACCCAGUCACCACCCCAUGUCACAGUAGGAUUCUCAUCAUCACUUGAAUGAAAUUGUAUGGACUCUCCUUCCUUGGAGGUUUUUAAGCAGAGGUUGGAUGGCCAUCUGUCAUGGAUGCUUUAGCCAAAUUCCAGCAUUGCGGAGGCUUGGACUAGAUGAGCCUUGGGUCCCUUCCAGCUCUAUGAUUUUAUUGAAUUUUAAUGAAUUGGGGAGGUGGAGGUAAAAGGUGUAUCAAAGUGGGAAGAGGGCAGCUCUGUGUGUAAAAUAUCUGGGUGUGGAAGAGAAUGUUGCGGGUGAUCCUCAAAGACAGAGGUGUGGGUUAAAAUGACUGGUGGGCCGUGCCUUCAACUCUUUCCCUUCUGCUCAGGUGUUUUGUCACCUACCUCUGGCCAUGCAGCUUAGCUUAACUUUGCAUAUGAACCAGUGCUGCUUUGUUUAUAAGUAAUAAGCCAAGAACAAACCUUAGCUUCCACGGUUUGUGGAAAGAAAAUUGGGUGCUGGUUCACAUGUAAUGUGAAGCCAAGUUUUGCGAGUAAGCUGUGGUUUAUUUCUGACCAUGGCUUAUUGCUAUCAGUGAACCAGGACAGUGUGAUGGGCUUCUUUGGGGUUUCUUGGCAGCUGCAACUAAUGGCUUCUAGGAUCCUUGUGUCUAUCAACUCUCUCUAAAGUGUUCUGUAACUUCUUUCAUAGAUUUUGCUCCAUUCACUUGGAUGACUUUUGCUCUUUUUAAGUUCAGUGACCUAACAGUGUGAAAAUAGCUUUGCAACUUAUUUUUAUUCUGAUCUCUUUCCCAGGCGGCUAUGACAAUAGUUAUGGUGGUAGUGGAUAUACACAAUCACCUGGAGGGUUUGCAUCACCUUCAGCAACCCAAGGCGAAAGAAAAUCGGUACGUAACUUGCCUGUAACAAGUGAGGACUGUUACACUUCUGAAAUUUUAUUAUUAUUAUUUGCUUCCCUUCUGAAAGAGUUGUAUUGGUUUCAUAGAAUGAAAUGCACUUUGUUACAGAAAUAAUGUUUGGAUCACAACCGUUCUCCUCAUCUGAGGACAGAGCUGAAUUAGCUGCUCCUAGGCUAACCUAUUGCCCUUGGGUGUAGUGGUGCAGACAUUGUUCCAUCACCACUGUUGAAGUAAGAGUCAAUUGCUAGUCUGAUUGGUGUCUAUAUUUGGAAUGGGCUAGGGCACUAUCUUGUUCUUUGCCUUGGGCAGCAAAAUGUAUUGCGUGGGCCAGUUGUGCUGUACUGGUCCUCAUGACUCAUUAGCAUGUUUAUUUUAUGUGCAGCUUUUAAUAGUUGGCUUCUUGGUGUAUAACAGUUAUAAUAGCACCACAAAAAUCCCAUUCUCUCAAAGCUAGAAAUUGAAAUUUUAACAUUUAAACUUGAUAAUGGCAGUCUUAAUUUAUGUGGAAAGAGGUAAACUGUGAUUUCUAUUGGUGGCAGUUUAUCUGUGAAUCAUAUUUUAGGAAUUUUUUACAGGCUUUGUAGUUUGUUAUGCAUUCAUUUUAAUUGUUUGCAGUGAUCCAUAGCAGUACAAUGAUAAUUAAUUAGAACACUUUUACUACUCUUGCUUAUUUUUAUAAAAGUUUCUCAUUUCUUCCUCUAAGCAUUCUUGCUGUUCUGUGUAUAUAUAUUUUUUCAAGCUGCAACAAAACUUGUUAAUUGAACUCUGCAAUAUAUAUUUUUCUUUUCAAAGAGCAAGUUCCUGAAGAUGAAAAUUUUAAAAUAUUGUCUUUGCAGAGGUCAAGAUCACAAAAUAUUGUUCCCUGUACAGUGUCCCAGUUACUUUCUGCUGAACAGGUAGAUGAUGCUUUCAGGGUCCGAGAUGUUGAGCUUUCACAGGUAAGCUGGCCAGCCACACUGCUGUAUAUUGUUCUGGGAUUAAGGAAAUCUGCCAUCUGCCACUUGGAUUGUUUUACUAAAGUACUCCUCAGAAUUUCCCUACCUGCUUCCUUAAAUCGAGCAUUCUUCUCAGUCAUGAGACAUCUUUGCUGGUUGUGGCAAACUAUUAUUCAUUUGGGGUGGAUAGAUUUGUGGGCAUUAGUUAAUAAUAUAUAGAAUGUUACAUUAUUUAACUAAAUGCCCUUGAGAUAGUUUCUAAGCUCGUGAUACAACUUAAAGCUAGAGGUUGUGUCAGUAAGAAAUGUCAUCUGUUUCUCUGUGCAGGUCAUUGUUGUUGGCAUAAUCAGGCAAGCAGAAAAAGCACCAACAAACAUUCUCUACAAAGUGGAUGACAUGACCGCAGCCCCGAUGGAUGUCAGGCAGUGGGUCGAUGCAGAUGUAAAUAUCAGUUUGUCUAAACUAAGAGAGCCAGCAUAAUGUUAUAGUUAGAGUUCCCGACUAGAACUGGGGAGACUUGGUGGUAGGAGACUUGCCUGGCAUCUUACCUUUCUCUCCUUUUCCUGUGCAGCAGAAGUAGAAUGCAUAAUUUAAAAUAGGUAAAUAGUUCAAAUUUGCUUGAUUGAAUUCUUAAUGCAAGUUACAUAGAAUUUAACUUCAUUUGGUGCAGAAUUUUUUAAAUUUGGCCUAGUGUCUGUCCAGUCCCUGCCCAUGAUUGUUCCACAGGUUUGUGAUCAGGCAAUGAUGUAUUCUUGCUUGUACCCAUUGCAGCAGAAAAACUUGUAGGGAAGCAGUCAUAAAAACGAGGAGCCCUUCUGAUUGGACUAUGCAAACUACUGUCAUCUCUCUAACUGUGCCAUAAUUAUGGAAAAGUGAGAAAUUGUGUUUUGAAUGGCUUUACCCAUAUUGUUAUAUGUAUUCUAUAUGAUGGUUGUUAAAACACUUUUCUCAAGUUUGAUUACCAAAUUGCUGGUAAAGGCCAAGAAACCACUAUCCUAUUCUCAAUUUUAUUAUACAGGAGGCAGGUAGUGAGAAUGUUGUGGUGCCUCCUGGAACAUAUGUGAAAGUUCUAGGCCAUCUGCGAUCUUUCCAGGUAAGAAGACAAGAUUAUCCAUUACUAAUAUUACUCUUCCCUCCCACACACCAAAAGGACUAAGCCUUGCUAUACAGAGUCCUGUUCAUUUUGUGUGUGACUAUUAAUUACUCAAGUAGGAAGGAUCUGUGCUCCUGUGAAAUCAGUCCUUGAUACUUAAUUUGAAAUGUGUUCCUCCUCUGUUGGGAAUUGGAUUGUAUUUAGUUUAUUAGUAUAUACUCUCUAGCUUCAUUGAGAUGGAAAACGUGCUUCCAAGCCUAAUAUACCCCUCCCCAUUUUAUUCACCACUAUAUAAAAUAUAGUGUCAGAACAAGUGGAUUUGGCAUAUGUGAAAACAAUAUUCCCUCUAGAGAGAGAAUAUGAUUUGUCAACUUCUGGUGUACCAAAUUCAUUAUAAUUCUUUGAAAAUGUUGAUUAGUAGUGGUUCAUUUACCAGUGUAUUCUUGGAUGCAGAAGACUCUUUAAGAUGUGGGGCUAGUCCUCCACAAACGCUGAAAAUUUGAGCUUUGGCUUUAAAAGGGAGAGUGAAAGUUUCUUAAGAUCAUGAACAUAAUUAGGAAAAUGCACUCAACCAUUGUUUUAAGAUGCCACUAAAAUUAGCAGGGAGCACAUUUACAUUUUUUUAAAAAAAUUGUUUCCCCCUAUCACUAAUGUAAAAAAUUUAGAAGCUAACAUUUUAUCUGUAAGUUGCCUUGAGUCCCUGCCAGGAAAAAGGCAGGGUAUAAAUAAAUAUAUAAUAGUAAUACCUGGGCAAUAACUGUUCAAUGAGAUGUCAUUUGUUUCCUUUAUCACAGAACAAGAAGAGCCUGGUUGCAUUCAAGAUCCUGCCGCUUGAAGAUAUGAACGAAUUUACUACGCACCUGCUUGAAGUCGUAAAUGCCCAUAUGAUCCUCAGAAAAGGCAAUAUGGUACAUGUAGAAACGAGGCGCACACUAACCUUUUCAUGGAGGGCAAACAACUUUGAAACAUUUGAUUGAGCAGCACAGAAAGUGUUAGCAAGCAGGAGGUUUGCCCUAGCAUAGCCAGAGGGGCCUUGGGUCUUUUUCAGUGGCACAGACAACCUCCCAACAACCCUAUCUUUUAGAAUCUUGUAGUUGCCUUUCAGAUGUUUUUUCCCAGUUCUAAAACUUCUAAUUUCACACCUGUAGUAUUAUAUAAUAACCAAAGUUGGUGGUUGUUCCUUUUCCAUGUAUCUUAGCCCAUGUCAAUGAAGAUGCCGCAACCAGUUGGUUUGAUGGGGAUGGGCAACACGUCAAGCUAUGGAGGAAAUGGCGCCUUGCCAGUGAGUGGGCUCACAGCACACCAAACUCAGGUAUGCAUAAGGAUGACAGGACAAUUCUGGGCAGCGUGUCAGAUUUCUUGUAUCUCGGUCUUCCAGUGACUGCUUUGUCCGAGGUCUUGGGAUCUGGGUCACUUUUGUUGCCUUUUCUAAUGAGAAUAAAAACUCCUGGCUUCGAACUCAUUGCUUUCAGCCCCUAUAUCUACAGAGGCAGCAGUCUGACUGCCUCUUCUGAGUUUCUGUCAUGCACACAAUUUAUUGUACUUUGGGAAUUUGCCAUACAGUCUAGUCAUAAAUGCAGUGGGUGAUAACCAAUUCUAGUCAUGCUAAGACUAGCCCUUUCAGUGGGUCUACUCAUGAGUAAGACUAACAUUAGAUAUCAAGCAACAUAAAACACUAAAGCAGCCUUCUAGGAGUGACAGUUGGCUGUUUAGAAAGUGGGGAACUUCCCUGAUGGGCAAAAACAAAACCCUAAGAAUGAACUGAAUUGCAACAGAGGAGAUUCACAUAAGCUAGGGCUUUGCUGCUUCUUUUUCAUAUAAACAUUGCUUAAGGUAGAGUAAAAACACUUCUUGCUGUGUUCUUCCCCUGAGAUCAAGUACAGAAAGCUGCAUAUGAAUUAUUAAUUCUGUCAAAAUGGCCCAAUUACUUUUGCAAAAUUAUUGUUAAAAAUACAUAUUAUUUCCAACACUUAUUUUUGAUCGUUUCUAUUUUGUCUUUUUAUUGUUAAUCAAGGCAGCUAAAUAAAAAAUGAAUAUGAUCAGCUAAAAUGUUAUAAUUUGAUGUGACAGUGACAAACCCACAGUAAUAGUAUGAAAUACCAAACCAUUCAUCAUAGUAUAAAAAGAAUAAUAUCAGAAUAAAAUCCUGUUUGGAUCAUAGCUUGCUAAAGACCUUCCUGAACAGGAAGGCCUUGAAUUGUUCUCUAAAAAUGUGCAAGUAGUCUUUGUCAGUAGUAGUUUAACCUUUUUAUUAUCAGUUAAAGUUAGUAUAUUAUUCCACUGCUGAAAGUUGAUUUGCUUUUGCUACACCUCUGUUUAGAAUUUCAGCAGUUAUGUUCAUCAUGACAACAGGAGGAAUAACAUUCUUUCUUAAAAUUGUGAUGUGCAUUGAAUGUAUUUCUUAAAACAGAUCGAAUAUUAGUCUUGGAAGUCUAUACUGCACUGCUAUUUGUGUUUGGGUAACACUGUUUUAUUUCUUUCUGUUCAAGAUUCUGAAUUUGAUUAAAAGCUCCACAUCUGCUGAGGGGAUAAGUCUUCAGGAUCUGCAGUCCCAGUUGCGUAGUAUUAAUCUGCCAACACUGAAGUACGUAUAUAUAGGCAGCCUAGGCUUUUGAAAGGAGAACUUACCCAGUGUUUAUCUCAAUUUUCCAAUUGGAUCUUUUAUUUCUUGUUCUCUUUUCCAGGAAAGCUGUUGAAUUUCUUAGCAGCGAGGGACAUAUCUAUUCCACUAUUGAUGAUGAACACUUUAAAUCUACAGAUGCCGAUUAAUGCUUUGUUUAGAUAUAAUACCUUGGUCUAGUAAACUGUUAGACCAAGAUCAUCAUAUCUGAACUGAGCUGAAGUGUCCUUUGAAUUUGACUUAUGGAAUAAGUGGUUUCUGCCCAGAUCAACCAUCAGAUGAUAAUGCAGAAGUGACAACAAGCUGUACAUUUAUAGAAGGUAGUAUCUUUAUCUGUUGAUGGUGAACUUACUAUUCUGGAUAGACAUAAGUAGUGCACAAAUUUAUAAUAGUAUUAAGGAUACACAAGCAAGUGUAUGUAUUUCAGAAGAGAGAAAUGGGCUUGAUGGGAAGAACAUACAAACUUAUAAGUCUUUGAUCGUGUUAUAUUUUGGGCAAUUUUGGAAGUGAUCACUCCACCCAGCUGUGACCCUUGACUGGUUGCCAUGGUUUGGAAAUGGCAUGUCAGAUUUCUCUAUAGGUAGAAGAAAAAUGCUUAGAGUUAUAUUUUUUUUAAUUCUGAACACGUCUGUUCCCCACUGCACUUUGAAUGCCAAGUAGCCUUUUUUCAAGAAAUAUUUCCUAUCUCAAUAAAGCUAUUUUUAUUUUGCA
Podarcis lilfordi (Lilford's wall lizard) is the source of this 7724-nucleotide messenger RNA. Lineage: Eukaryota; Metazoa; Chordata; Lepidosauria; Squamata; Lacertidae. The record is from the annotation of a GenBank genome assembly.